Messenger RNA from Tripterygium wilfordii, 1960 nucleotides. Its product is annotated as cytochrome P450 71D9-like. The record is from RefSeq and is a predicted model, not a curated record. Lineage: Eukaryota; Viridiplantae; Streptophyta; Magnoliopsida; Celastrales; Celastraceae. The transcript is spliced from 2 exons. Gene Ontology annotation, molecular function: iron ion binding; heme binding; oxidoreductase activity, acting on paired donors, with incorporation or reduction of molecular oxygen. Bases 118 to 1635 code for a protein of 505 amino acids.
AUAACAGUAGAUCUUCAUCUGUCAAAUGAUUAUUGGUCAUAACUGCACAUAAAUAAGUUGCAAAGUCUCAAACAUCUAUCAAUAAUCUGCCUUUCAAAAAUCCUCUCUAAUUACUCCAUGGAACUCCAAUCUUCCUCCUUCCUCUCAAUCAUUCUACUAUGCUUCGUCUUCUUUAUUUCCAUGGCGAUGAAAAUAGGGAAGAGAUCCAAAUCGACCUCAAAACUACCUACCGGACCAUCAAAGCUACCUCUCGUAGGAAACCUUCACCAAAUGGUUGGCUCUCUACCCCACCAUGCUCUACGCGAUUUGGCGAAGAAGUAUGGACCAUUUAUGUAUCUACAACUUGGACAAGUUCCUACAAUUGUUGUUUCUUCAGCAGAGUACGCGAAAGAAGUAAUGAAAACACAUGACGUUAAUUUUGCCACAAGACCGUACAGACUUGCUGCAGAUAUCAUAUUCUAUAACUCUAAAAACGUUCUAUUCGCGCCAUAUGGAGAAUACUGGAGACAAAUACGUAAAAUCUGUACACUAGAAAUCUUUAGUAGAAGAAGGGUUCAAGCAACUCGACCAAUCAGAGAAGAAGAGGCAUUGGAGUUGAUUAAAUCCAUUUCUAUUAAGGCAAGGUCAAAAGUUAACCUCAGCCACAUGUUGACUUCUUUAGCAUUUGCAAUCACAUUGAAGGCAACAUUUGGUGAGAGUAGUGAGAGGCAUGGAGCAUUUGUUCCACUUGUAAAAGAAAUAAUGGAGGUUAUUGCAGGUUUCAGUCUAGCUGAUAUGUUCCCUUCUAUGAAAUUUUUUCAUAUGAUCAGUGGGAUGAGGACUCGACUUGAGAGCCUGCAUCAUAAAAUCGAUCCAAUACUUGAAAGCCUAAUCAAUGAACAUAGACUUCAUAGAACAAGAAUCGAUUCUAGUGAUGCCGAUAAUAUUUUAGACAUCCUCUUGAAUUUUCAGGAACAUGGAGAUUUCUCAUUUACAACAGACAACAUCAAAGCCGUUGUACUGGACAUUUUCUUGGCUGGGACUGAAUCAUCGGCUACAACUUUAGAAUGGGCAAUGUCAGAACUGCUAAAGAAUCCGAGAGUGAUGGCAAAGGCUCAAGCAGAGGUGAGGCAGGUCUUUGGUAAAAAAGGAUGUGUAGAUGAAGCAGGAUUGGAAGAACAAAAAUUCUUGACAGCUGUUAUCAAAGAAACUCUAAGGUUACACCCUCCAGGUGCAUUGUUAGGUCCAAGAGAAUGUCGAGAGACAUGUCUGAUUAAUGGAUAUGAGAUACCUAAAAAGACCCAGAUUAUCAUCAAUGCAUGGGCUAUUGGAAGAGAUCCCAACUACUGGAUUGAAGCAGAGAGAUUCUAUCCAGAGAGAUUCCUCAAUAGCUCAAUUGACUGUAAGGGGAAUAACUUUGAAUUUCUUCCAUUUGGUGCUGGAAGAAGGAUGUGUCCUGGAAUGUCAUUUGGGAUAGCUAACAUUGAGCUUCUGCUUGCGCAAUUACUAUACCAUUUUGAUUGGAAACUCCCUGAUAAUAUCAAAGAAGAAGAUCUAGACAUGACUGAAGGGUUUGCUAUAGUUGUUGGAAGAAAGACUGAUUUAGUCUUAAUCCCCAUUGCUUAUAAUUCCUCUGUCGUCGAGGAAAACGAGUGAUGUUCACCUAUACUACAAUAUUCUCGCUUGAUACAUUAUUACCUUGAGUUGGUCGUCAAGUCUAUGUUUAUGUUGGACUGUUGUGCUUUGAAUAAUCUCGCGAGAUUAUGAUGAGAUGCUAUUGGAUUGUGAUGUAAGGAAAGUUUAGUAGUUUUUAUAAUAAUUAGGAAACGUAGUUUAAUUAUUUCCUUAUCUUGUUAGAAGUCCUUAACUUGUUUGCAUGAGAUGUCUUUUUGAAGGAUGGCUUAUAUAAAAUUAAAAAGAAAAGAAAAGAAAGAUCACUUCUUAUAGAAAUGAUAGAGUUGGGGGCCGAUUACUGUUUACA